Messenger RNA from Aspergillus terreus NIH2624, 1374 nucleotides. RefSeq names its product FAD-dependent oxidoreductase. NCBI's taxonomy places the organism in Eukaryota, Fungi, Ascomycota, Eurotiomycetes, Eurotiales, Aspergillaceae. Bases 1 to 1374 code for a protein of 457 amino acids. The transcript has 2 exons. The record is from RefSeq and is a predicted model, not a curated record. Gene Ontology annotation, molecular function: monooxygenase activity; FAD binding.
AUGCCCCGCCACAUUAUUAUUGUCGGCGCAGGUGUUGCAGGACUCACAGCUAGCAUUGCGCUGUCUACCGAAUUGAAGCGAAGAAAUGAGCCUUACCGGAUCUCCGUUUUUGAAAGCAGGACGAAAGAGGCCAUUGGAGAUGGAGGCGCGAUCAGCCUGACUCCACUGGCGUUAUACUAUUUUAAUACGCUUGGGGUCCUGGCCGAACUAGACAGUAUGGGGGAGAUGGCAGGGCUUGAAGUAGAUGGGAUCUCAGUCCUGUCACUGCAUAAUGGCCAUUUCUUACAACCGCUGAAGUUUGGGGGUGGUAGUAAUGGCCAUAGUGGUAAGCAUAAGGGCCGACGGGUACUGCGAAAGGCGCUUUUUGAAGCAAUGCUUGCGCUGGCGCUCAAGGAUACGCAAGUCUCGGUUGAGUUCGAGAAGCGGGUCGUGACCGUCCGUGAAGUACCCGAAGCCGUUAUACUUACUUUCGAAGACGGCUCUUCGGCCAAAGGAAGCUUGCUUCUUGGAUGUGACGGCGUCCACUCGGUUGUACGAAGCCAGCUUGUUGACCCGGGCCACUUAUCCGAUUAUUCGGGAGUGUCUUUUAUACAGACGCUUUCAACGGCCGACCGCGUUGGCGCUGAUCCGCAUUUUGAGAGAAGUGCAAUUCAUCUGAAUCGUCAUGGAUCUUUUCUAGCCACUUACUGCGACAAAAGCCACCAGUCGGUGUUUGUGGCUGCUGUCACCCAUGUCAAUGAAUUUAUGGUCGACAAAUAUCGAGCCAGGGCACUUGCGACGAAGAACGAGGAGGCAUUGACGGCUAUUCAGAUGGCUCUGCGGCACCAAGUUCGCUGUAGAUUUGGCAAGUCUACUUUGCCAUGGAUCCAGGAAUGGAUUGACAAGACAUUCGAUUGGGCCUUGUACCCCGUGUACCAGGUUAAGGGAUGUAGAAAAUGGUAUACUGCACAUACUUUGCUACUAGGAGAUGCGGCGCAUGCAAUGCCUCCCCGCGAAGAGUCGGCCGCAUACGCUAUAGAAGACUCAGUGCUGUUCGCGCACAUCUUUGCCAACGGAGUCGAUCGUCCACCCAUUGAACUUUUUCAACAGUACGAUAACGCACGGCGAGAGGAGAUACGCAAAGCCUUUGAUUCUACCCGCAGGUUAUGGCAGAGUGAUUUAGACAAGGGCCUGUUUCCAGGCCAAUACCGGAACUUCAUAUCCACCGCCUACCAUUCACUAAAUGCGGAUGCGGAGCAAGAUGACCAGGCCACCCUGUUGAAUAGGUCAAUCUCAGCUCCGACCUACGAGGGCAUGUCUGAUUUAUCUGUUCAUUCUUUGCUCUAUGACUCUGCACAUUCGUUGGAGUCAGAAAAAAGAUGGACGGGUCCAUGA